This is a messenger RNA of Hymenoscyphus albidus, 2358 nucleotides long. Lineage: Eukaryota; Fungi; Ascomycota; Leotiomycetes; Helotiales; Helotiaceae. The record is from the annotation of a GenBank genome assembly.
CGAACGGCUCACCACUACAGUACCUCCACAAACUCUAUACCAAAGGGACCCUAUCAUGAACCUCAAAUUACACUGCCACAUCUACAGCUCCUUCGAACUUGUUUCCAGAAACGAGGUACUUUUCAGAUGAAGUCGUAGGGUGUUUUACAUAGACCCAUGGUCCUAGGAGAUCUUCUAAUUAGAGAAACCCCAAUCAAAAGACUGGAUUAUAUGUGGAAUCAACCUUUUACUGUAUCUAUUAGCGCUGGGUUUCCGAGGAUGUAGCCAUUUUUACUCUUCCGGAGCUCAGCUUGAAGGCACGGUAGACAUCCAUGAACGUCUCUUGUCACUUUGGCCACACCGUAAUCAAGAAUCGAAAAACACCCCGUACCCUGCUUUAAGUUUAUCCCAAUAGCCCUAAGUCUGCGUACCAUGAGGAGCUGUACUUUGCCCCCACACCCUCAUCGGCCCUUUGCUUCCGUACAAGAGGGGAGGGUUUGAGCCCUCUGUGGUACAAACCACGAGGUCUUCGUCUUUUCUUUUACAAUUAGUUGUCUUCUUGCAGGCUUACGGCCCGGUCUAGUUGUAGCCAUUUCAUUCUGACCAGUCAAUCAUUCUAUCUUCUUGAGGAUAACUCGCAUAACCCACCUUCCUUCAGCUUGCCUUCUUCGAUUCGACUCAUUUUCUUGGAAGCGAGAUCUUGCAAGCGUUACAAUGCAUUACACGUCUCUUCUCUCACUUGGCGCCUGCUGUGGUACGGUUUUGUGCAAUUCAGAAGAGGUUCUGGCCAAGCACGAGGGUCAUGGAGGAAUUGACGGAUGGUUUACUGGCAAACGUGCCAAUGCAUUCUAUGGAAAUUGGGUAAACUAUACCAUGUAGCAAGUCAUCGAAGACGUUAUCACUAAGUGAUCCUCAGGAUAUUUACGCACGAAACUUCACUGUUACACAGAUUCCAGUUUCAAAGUUGACACAUAUUUCGUACGCUUUUUGUAAUAUCAGUACCACUACCGGGGAAGUGUAAGUCAAAGUAUGCGGAAUUUUGUACAAAUCAACUAAAUGGUUGCAGUGUUCUUAGCGAUGAAAACGCGGAUUUGCGAUUUGCAUACCCAGGGGAACCCAAGGGUCUAACCAAUGCGACUUCCUUAAAAAAUAUAUACGGCAAUGUUAAACAACUAUUCCUACUUAAGAAGAAGAAUCGAACCCUGAAGACGAUGUUAUCGGUCGGAGGAUAUUCGUUCUCCCCAUAUUGGUCUGCCAUGCUGGCGUCUGAACCGAAGAGAGCACGAUUUGCUUCAUCUGCUGUCAAGUUAAUGACUGAUCUUGGAUUCGAUGGCCUGGAUUACGACUAUGAAUAUGUUACAAAUGCUUCUCAAGCAGCGGACCUCAUUGAUCUCUUGAAGAAAACUCGUACUCUCAUGGACGAGCAUUCUCAAAAGAACAGUUUACCCCGGUUCUCACUUUCUUUCGACGGCCCUGCCGGUCCCGCAAAAUAUACACUCCUUGAUAUGAGAGGAAUGGAUAGAUAUCUAGACUUCUGGAACUUUAUGGUAGGUCAAAUCCAAUCAUCAGAAACCACACUUUCUAAAUUGACGUUUUUACAGGCUUUUGAUUACUCGGGAGGUUGGGAUACUAUCGCCGGUCACGCACAAAAUCUUUAUGGUGGAAACUCAAAAGGCGAUGGUAUUGCUACCCCCUUCAAUACAAGUACAGGCAUCAAUUACUAUAUCGAUAAUGGCAUUGCCCCAAGUAAAAUAAAUCUCGGGAAUCCGCUCUACGGCCACGCAUUCUUGAACACUACGGGACCAGGUCAGCGGUUUAAUGGCACCGGAAUUGGUAGCUUCGGAGAAGCGGGGGGAAAUUGGGACACGAAGGCUCUUCCCUUGAAAGCGAACUACUCAUCUGCUGAAGUCACCGAAUUAAAGGAUAUUGGAGCAAGCUAUAGCUACAGUGCUAAGGACAGGAUGAUGAUUAGCUUCGAUACGCCAGACAUUGCGAAAAUGAAAGCUCGAUAUGCCAUGAAGAAGGGCUUAGGUGGGGCUAUGUGGUGGGAGAUCUCGCAAGACAAGAGCGGUAAGGAUAGCUUGGUCGGCUCUUUCGUAGGAGAGCUUCGUGGAUUGGAGAAGAGUAUGAACAACUUGAAGUAUCCUACCAGCGUGUAUGAGAAUAUGAGGCUUGGCUUCCCUGACAAUUAAGAAGGAUCCAACUGCCCAAGAACAGAGACUAAAAUGAAAACUCACAAGGGCAAUGCCAAAAGAUAGGGGUAAGGAGGACUCGGCAAUUGUCAGGCGAAGCUUGGAAACGCAAACAGGAAUACUUAUCAUUGAUCGCCGUACACUCGAUAAUAGAAUAAAAUAAAUCAAAAGCUACUUGUAAUAGAAG